Trichobilharzia szidati is the source of this 3513-nucleotide messenger RNA. The record is from the annotation of a GenBank genome assembly. NCBI's taxonomy places the organism in Eukaryota, Metazoa, Platyhelminthes, Trematoda, Strigeidida, Schistosomatidae.
CACUCGAUUCUGAUUGGCUUGAUUGCGAUUUACAAGGUACUUUUAAAAUGAAUUUGAUAUUAUAGCUACAUGAUUUUAAUUGAGGAUCGUUUCUUGUAUUAUUAACUGCCAUUGUUAGAAGGGGGAAAACUAUGACAUUUAGCGAUAGAUUAUAAAUGAUUAUGAAUAAGUAUAUGGAAAUAUUUCAUACUGUUGGAAUGAAUUGCCGACAAAAGUUUCUAAUUAAAUGAUAAGGCUGCAAAAAUAAUUUUCUUCACGGAUAUUUUGACCUAACCUAUAGACGAAUGAACUUAAUGAUACUGUACUGUGGGCUGUGUGGACUUAUUGUUUUAAUGGUAUUUAAUCAUGUUGGAAACAUUGUAGCAGUGGAUAACUUCCAAUUUAUUUACUCAAAUAAACAUAUACCUGGUAAAAUGGACCGUAGUGACGUUUUCCGGCAACCAUCUCUACUGGUAUGUCCACCGGAUCCUCUGCAGCUGCACUGUCCCUCACAUAUGUACAUCAAACCUUCAGAUGCCAAAAUAAUUCGUAAUAUUCAAACAGCUCGAGUGCCGGAGUUUAUUAGUCCAAGCUGUUCUUUUAAAGCAAGCCAACCCGAAAAGAAAAGGAAACACGAAUCAGGCAUCAGACUUCAAACAGAAUGUAAUCUAAAGGUGGAUGUGGCUAAAAUGAUUGAACAAAUAUGUGAAGGUCGAAGCAGCUGUGAACUACAAAUAUCUCAGUUAAUUCCCAAUUCCUCACACUGUUUUGAGGAAAAUAGUUCUGUUCUUGUUACAUAUCAAUGUUUACCAGAUCCUAACUCAGCAUUAUUUGAAGCGAUUUGUGCAGAUACGUAUAUGGAAGUUAACUGCAAUACACAGCGAAAUUUGAACGCACUUGUUAUAUUAGGAGCGGAGUUCGAAAAGGAAAUAAAGUCAUCCGGUAAAACUGUAACAAAUGGAUGUUCUAAGCUUCCAGUUGAAACACCAGUUGGAAUACCAGACACUGUUUGUUCACUGAAAAUUGAUAUAACGGAUUAUAUAAGUAAUUCAUGUGACGGACGCACUUCAUGUUCAGUAAAUCCAAAUACAGUUAAAUUAGCGACCAGUGAAGUGCAUAAGUGCGGUAAAAUGCACCUCAGUUUAGUCUAUGUAUGCGUACCUUCCGAAUUUAUUAUUGCUAAAAACUACGUAGACAAUUCUGAAGAAAGGUACACUGAAAAACAGAAAACAAACCAAAGACAACCUAAAGAAAUCCAGUCACUUCGAUCAGGGAACAAAAUUUCUUUUUUGAAUCCUACCGAUAUAUCAGUUUAUACCAAUGAACCAUUGCCGACUAUCAGAUUAGAUAAAGAAUCUGACAUCAGCAAGCCUCUGACUGACCUACGCAAGUCAGCUGACUUUCAAAUGAAGUCACGAUCAAGUGAAAUCUUAUACAAAGGUCAUGACUCGUACGCUCAGCCAAUGAGUCCAUCCAUCUUACAGUCAUCUCUAAUUGGUUUCGGUGGUAGUUUACUAAUUCUUCUGUGCAUUGUGUUUAUAGUUUUACUUAUAUGUCAUAAAAGUGGUACUAGAAAUGACUAUAACAAAUCUCGACAGAAUCAUGAACCCAACAAAUAUUCUACUGCAUGUCUGGCUCAUUCAAAUAAUGACUGGUCAACAAUGAAUUCAACAGCAUUACAUCCUGCAUCCUUAUUGAAUGAUAUUAAACUUCUGUGUCCUGGGUGUAAGCUGCCAACAAAUCCCUGUUCUCUUAUGACUGAUAUACACAAAUAUCGUAACGAAAACUGUCAGUGCAGAGCAAAUAUACAAGGCAGCAUUAACAUGUGCAGUGUACAUCAUGAAAGCAAUAAUCAUUCUGAUAGGGAGCAUUGUUAUCCAACCCAGUCAAGUUUGAUAGGACAUCAAAACACAUCAGAACUGUAUGCUAUGAAAAUAAUGCCAUCCACCUCUAAUCAAACACCAUGCAUAUUUAGUGUCUGUCCCAUGCAGAUGCAGAACGAAUUGAACAUGCCUUUAAGUACACACACAGUUCACAGUGUAAACUCAGGCAUCACAAUGAAUGAAUAUCUCCCGACUGUUACUUCCUCUGUUAAUAAUAUUCAUUUCGAUUACCACACACAAUCUUCACUAGAUCAAAAUAUUAGGCCCGAACUAACUCAAAACCUAAUAGAAAAUAUUUACACAAACAACAAAGAAUAUUCUACCAACACUCUGAAAGCACCACCAUCUGUUAAUAGUGGUUCAACCGGACGUGGUUGUGAUGGCGGCAGUGGAAUUAGUGAGCGUAGCGAAGAAGUUACCCCAAAUUUAAAUCUUUAUACUGGAUUUGCCAGGUUUGAAAGAAAAAAUGAUUACGACAACGUAAAUGAACGACGAAUAUUUGAUUAUAAGGAUAAUGAGAUCAAUAAGUGUCAUUAUGAAAUGCAUUCCUGUAAAUUGAGAGUACAUAAUGAAUACGGUCGAAGUCUUUUAAGGUCUUUAUCAAAUAGAUUUUCUAACCAAGAUGACUGCCAACACAACAACACUAUUGAUAAUAGUAAUAACUUAAAGUUACCCGAAAAGUAUCACCACUAUGCUGAAGGUAAAUCAGUGUUUGAAUCAAACAUGCAGCUUAACGAUUCAUCAGAACAAUCCUCAAAGUCACUUCAUCAAAUCUGUUCAAAUCACACUGAGGGUGAUUAUACGAUGCUUACAAAAGGUGAAAACGUAUAUCAUCCAUGCCUUACAAGAAAGAUUAGUUAUAGAGAGCAAUCAUGUAAUAAACAGGGAAAACCUCAACAAACUACACACUUUUCAGAAAGUAUAACUGACUCGGUUAUUCAGCAGUGUGAAUCUGCAUGUAAAGAGUCUACAGAAAGUCUCAGUGUUCCACUCAUCGAUCCACCUCAUCACUUUCGUACACCAGCAAAUAAACUGCGACCAAGUAAUGAUGAAUGUACUUCAAGUAGGAUAUCAUCAACUCCUACACACAAAACACCAGAUGUUAUUUUAAAAAGCGUUGGUUAUAAUGAUGAUAAUUUGGAACAACCCCCACCAAAAAUGCCACCACUUCGUGGAAUAUUAACAAACAUAUCGACAGUAACCGGAAGGAAUACAGCAUUCUAGUUCUAAUUCAUUUUUGGUUGAGUAACAGUAAUGAUAUGUCGAAACAUUAUGUAAUAAAUAUUAUGAGACAUAGCAACCACUUUUGCUAUUAACCUCCAGUUUCUGAAAAUUGUAUCAUUUACACACUUUUAUCUCAACAAACUGCUUACACUCUAAUGGAAUUCAAUAUUCCACACUGUAUAUGUGAAAUGUUUUCGAGCAUUGCAUUUUUUUUAAUUUCCAAACUAAUCUGUCAUUUUUGCUUUAUUCUUCUGUAAUUAAGGUUUACUUUCUGGAAAUAACAUUUGUAUAUUUUGAAAAAUCGAUGAGUUAUUGUGUUGGAACAAAAAGUUAUUCCUCUAAUUUUUUCUCUGUUCAUUCUACAGUCUACGGGAAUAUGUAAUGACUAUUGAUAUAAAAAGUUAUAUAGUGAAAUUACAUACCACCA